Messenger RNA from Fusarium musae, 453 nucleotides. RefSeq lists its product as uncharacterized. The record is from RefSeq and is a predicted model, not a curated record. Lineage: Eukaryota; Fungi; Ascomycota; Sordariomycetes; Hypocreales; Nectriaceae. Gene Ontology annotation, molecular function: carbon-sulfur lyase activity. The transcript is spliced from 2 exons. Bases 1 to 453 code for a protein of 150 amino acids.
AUGGCCUCAGAAGAAUACCCUACAAGCGUCUCUGGCGGAUGUCUCUGUGGCUCAGUUCGCUACAGGCUGACAUUUCCAUCUGGCCAUGACUGGAAGAGAAGCUGCCGUAAGAAUGGUGGCUCUCUCAUUGCAUGGCUUCAGUCAGUCCCUGCCUCCAGCGUAGAGUUCACCUCUCAGGCGACGCUAUCGCGAUACCACGCGUCACCAGACGCAGCGCGGGGCUUCUGUUCCAGUUGCGGCAGCUGGCUCUUCUGGCGCAAUGAAAAGUCGGAAAAGAUCAGCAUGUCUGUUGGAGCAUUUGACAAGGAGGACCUCAAAAUCUGGGGCCAGCAGUUAUCGUAUUCGAAGGUCCAUCUUUGGUCCGAGGAUGCGAUCGAGGGUAUCACGGAUCAUUUGCCUGGAGAGAAAUGGAAGUAUGAUAAUCAAGGAGAAGGGGCUGAGAGGAUAGCAUGA